AUGACAACAAUAAUAAAUGAGAAAAGAAGACAAGCUGAAGAAGGAGGGGGUCCAGCCAGAAUAGAAGCACAACACAAGAAAGGAAAAUUGACAGCAAGAGAGCGACUCGGAUUAUUAUUAGACAGGGGCUCUUUUCGAGAAUAUGAUACGUUUGUCGAGCAUGAGUGCACGGACUUUGACAUGAGCCAACAUAAGAUACCGGGUGACGGUGUCGUCACAGGACAUGGAACAAUUCAUGGGCGAAGGGUGUUUGUGUACAGCCAAGACUUUACUGUGUUAGGGGGCAGUCUGUCGAGGACGAAUGCGAACAAAAUACUAAAAGUGAUGGAUCAAGCAAUGUUGGUAGGUGCGCCUGUCAUUGGCCUUCAGGACAGUGGAGGAGCAAGAAUCCAGGAAGGAGUCAAUUCAUUGGCAGGGUAUGCAGAUAUAUUUCAAAAGAAUGUACUAGCCUCUGGCGUAAUACCGCAAAUUUCAGUCGUGAUGGGGCCCUGUGCAGGUGGUGCGGUCUACAGUCCAGCAUUGACUGACUUUACAUUCAUGGUUCGAGAUAGCUCUUAUAUGUUUGUCACUGGGCCUGACGUGGUUAAGGCGGUGUUGAAUGAACAAGUAAGCCAGGAAGAGUUGGGAGGGGCCAGGACACAUACAGAAAAGAGUGGUGUGGCCCAUAAUGCGUUUGAUAAUGAUGCCGAAGCAUUACAAGGAGUCCGAGACUUGCUCACUUAUUUACCACAAUCCAAUCGGGAGUCAGCUCCUACUGUUGAAUGUGAUGAUCCAGUUGACAGAGAAGAUGAGGCUAUAGAUAGAAUUAUACCAUCUGAUUCUGCAAUUGCGUAUGAUAUGAAGGAAAUAGUGGCCAGAGUGACUGAUGCACAUUCCUUUUAUGAAAUAUCAGCUGAUUAUGCUAGCAAUAUUUUAGUGGGAUUUGCAAGAUUGAGUGGACAGCCUGUUGGGGUUAUAGCCAAUCAGCCACUCGUAUCUUCUGGAGCGCUCGAUAUAGAUGCAUCUCUGAAAGCAGCACGUUUCAUACGAUUUUGUGAUGCAUUUAACAUCCCCUUGGUAACUUUUGUAGACGUACCUGGGUUCAUGCCAGGCACAUCUCAAGAGCAUGGAGGGAUCAUCAAACACGGUGCCAAGUUGCUUUAUGCUUAUUGUGAAGCAACUGUUCCCAAACUGACAGUAAUCACGCGAAAAGCUUAUGGUGGAGCGUAUAUUGUGAUGAGCUCAAAACAUUUAAGAGGGGACUACAAUGUUGCAUGGCCAUCUGCUGAAAUUGCUGUCAUGGGAGCAGGCGGUGCAGUAGAAAUCAUUUUCAGAAAUCAUCCAGACAAGGCAGCGAUGAAGAAGGAGUAUAAGGAGAGGUUUGCAACACCCUUGUUUGCAGCCAAGAAGGGCUAUUUGGAUGAUAUUGUUGAACCAAGGCACACACGAGCGAGAUUGAUUGAGCAGCUCAACUUGUUGAAAUUAAAAAAUUUAGUAAAUCCAGCGAAAAAGCACGGUAGUUUUUUGUAG
Messenger RNA from Rhizopus microsporus ATCC 52813, 1509 nucleotides. Its product is annotated as carboxyl transferase. Bases 1 to 1509 code for a protein of 502 amino acids. Gene Ontology annotation, cellular component: mitochondrion. The transcript has 6 exons. The record is from RefSeq and is a predicted model, not a curated record. NCBI's taxonomy places the organism in Eukaryota, Fungi, Mucoromycota, Mucoromycetes, Mucorales, Rhizopodaceae. Gene Ontology annotation, molecular function: propionyl-CoA carboxylase activity.